Spodoptera exigua (beet armyworm) is the source of this 564-nucleotide messenger RNA. Lineage: Eukaryota; Metazoa; Arthropoda; Insecta; Lepidoptera; Noctuidae. The record is from the annotation of a GenBank genome assembly.
AUGAAGAAUAAAAACACUCAAACAAAGUCAGUGUUGCCAAGCAUGAGCAGAGGUUCCCAGUAUAAACCCCCGAAGACGCACUGGAUCCCGGUGCCGCGAGAUGUUAGCCCACGAAGCCAAGGAACGAAAAUCUGCUCGCCGCGCAGCCUCAAUGUUCGCAACCCUGCCGUACCAAACUGCGAAAUCUCAAGCCGCUCUAACCCACGUAAUUUAAGCUCACAAAACCCGGAUUCGAAUCCAGGCACAUGUAAACAAAGCUCAAUCAGCCCCAGUAAACGUAAUCUCGCACCUGCCAACCUUGAGCGAGCCCUCGCCGAGCCGUCUCCGCCGCGACUAAACUGCCGGCUGAAGCGGCCGAAACGAACUGCCGCAGUGGAUCUUCCCUUGUUUCAGGAUGACCUAAUAGAUAUUAUAGGAGAAAGCAAUGAUAUGAGGCUAAGGUUGAUGCGUAGCAGCACUAGCAGCAGUCCUCAGAAGGAGGACCACCCUUCGUGCAUGAAUUUGUUUCGCAUCGACCGACAAGCAAAACCCGGUGGUCUGAACAAGAUACCUCCUUGGAAAUAA